This is a messenger RNA of Arabis nemorensis, 1719 nucleotides long. The record is from the annotation of a GenBank genome assembly. NCBI's taxonomy places the organism in Eukaryota, Viridiplantae, Streptophyta, Magnoliopsida, Brassicales, Brassicaceae.
AUGCCGGGGUGGAUUGUGAUGGCAGAGAACCCGUCUCCUUUGAGUCCAAGGAAUCGCCCUUUUGAGGCCGGUAGCGCGACCCACCUAGUCUCCCCUGAUAUCGCAGCUGCCGAGGUCUAUGAAGAGGAUGACAUUGUCAAGUCAGAGCAGGAAGUCGAAGUGGAAAGCNAUGUUAACUUGCCGGCUACGCAGAUUUCCAUGAAGAAGAGGAAACCGCGGACUAAGCCUGACCCGCCGGGUUCCACGCUUUCCAUUCGUCAGUCUCUACGUGACCUUCGUGCUCGUUUCAAGAUCCCCAAGGAAAUUAAGUUUACUCUUCCGUCUUCGUCAGACCGAGCUGACGACCCUCUGGAAGGCUAUUUUACUGUAUAUGAGGCUUACUUCGAUCUGUGCUUCCUUUGGUUCCCCAUCCCGGAGGUCUUACUUGAGUAUGUGUGGGAGUACCGCAUUGCCCUGGCUCAGAUCACGCCUCGUGGACUACGCCAUUUGAUUGGACUCUUGGUGCUCAGCUACGAGUGUAACCGCGAGCUCACCGUGCUUCACUUGAUGAAUCUUCUGGAGAUUCGAAAGACGGGUAGUAAAAGCAAGAUUAACUAUUUCACUUCAGGCAGAGCUUUUUACCAGAUAGACGGGGCUUCUGUUGGUUCUAACUGGGUUGAUAAGAUCGUGACCGAAUGGCGGACUCGCGCACCGAAGCGGUUGGUGGAGUUUCCGAAGGACACGAACAGUUUACACGACGCCCUGAUCGCUCGAUGGUGUCGUUGGAGGAAGCACUUCUCUUUCCGACGAGUUGAAAGAGCUAGAGCCCUGCACGUUGGUUCCACACUUCCGGGUCCGUCGCCGUCUUCGACUCACACCGGAUCCACUGUACCCAUGUCUACCAGGCUUACUAUUCGUGAUAAGCUGAGGCUAGCCAAGAAAGAGAAGGCCGACGCUGCACGGCGUGCCGAGGAGCAGUUUGAGGAGCAGUGCUCCGAGGAUAUCCGCACCGAGAUCCAACCGGGUUCCACGGCGGGGACACACAUCGAGUCGCCCAUACCGAUUGCAGAUGAUCCUGUUGCUGACCAGACUGCUCAUUCUUCCUCUCCAGUUCGUGCAGCUUUGACCAGAUACGAGUUGGCUCACGCUUCCCGCCCGACCGUCACGAGGGGACAAGUCACAGGAACGAGAGCCGCAAGCAUGGGACGGAUAGCAGGAGAGAAUCGCAUUCUGAGGAGAGGGUUUUCAAGGAACCAAGACGCUACUCCAGUGAGCGCGGGGCGGCUGCUUCUGAGCUCGACCAGACCGCCCCCAACGUGCUGUCCAAGAUUACUCUUUCUGGUACUCGCUUUCCUCCGCCCGAUACCUUGGAGGGCGACGGGAACUACGCCGCGACUGCUCAUCAUGGGAUCCAGGUAUGUCGCAUCCUUCCUCCUUUUCAUCGUCCAUCUUAACAAGAUGGUUUUGGACUACGAGGCGCAGUCCAGGGCAGGUAAGCUUCACCUCGAGAGUGUGCAGCGGGAUGCCGAGAGGUACAAAGACGAAGCGAGUGCGGCGAAGAAGCAGUUUGCUGACUCGGAGUCUGAGAUGACGCGACUUCGCGACCAGCUCAUCAAGGUGCAGAAGAAGAAUGAUGAUCUGACCGCGUCCAACGACCGUCGCUUCCAGAGGCUACAGGAUUGUUUAAUUUUCAUCGACUUUAUUUUUUUGAGAGUCUUGGUUAGGAACGUUACUUUGUAA